AUGAAGUAAAUUGGUCAUUAUACAUAUGAUGAAAUUAAUUGCCUUGGAUAAGGUGCCUAUGGGAAAGUCUAUGAAGGAUUAAACACUCUAAAUAAUGAAACAGUUGCUAUAAAGAAGUUAGAUUUGAUACUCUUUGAGAAAGAUAAGUACUUGCGUAAAUAAAUAGGUAAAUCAUUCAUUUAUAAUCAUCAAAGUCUAGGAGAUUGAAAUUAUGAGUAAACUCAAUCAUAAGAACAUUGUAAAAUUCAUUGAACUUUUAGCUACUAAAAAGUCUUUGUUCAUUGUGACUGAAAUGUGUCGUAGUGGUGAUCUUAAAUCAUUGAUUUCAAGCAAGAAUAUUAGUGAAUAAUAAGUAUGCUUAAUAUCCUAUGAAAUAGGCAAUUGAUAUUAUGUUCUAAAUUUUAGAUGGUUUUAAAGAAUUAAUAAAGAGUGGAGUAAUUCAUCGAGAUAUGAAACCAGCUAAUGUUCUCAAUGAUAUGGGUACUGUCAAAAUUGCAGAUUUUGGAUUUGCCAAAUACGUUGAGAAUUAUUCAUCAUAACUACUUAAAUCUUGUGUUGGAAGUCCACUCUAUAUGGCACCUUAAGUUUUAGAAAGACAUCAUUAUAGCACUAAAUGUGAUAUUUGGUCACUUGGUGUUAUUUUUUAUGAAAUGUUACAUUUUGAUGUACCAUGGAAGGGUAGAGAUGAAGAAGAUUUAUUACACAACAUCAAAACUUAACCAUUACAAUUUAAAAAUGACCUUUCCACAUUUUCUAAAAAAUUUCUUACUAUAGUAUGAUUUUUUUAUAUUUUUUCUUAGACUCUUGUUAUUGAAGAAGAAAAUAGAGCUUCAUGGAAUCAAAUCUUUGAACUUUCUAAUGAUUCUAUAUUUCAAAAGUCUGUCUCCUCUGAAGACAUUAGCGAAGAAAGUAUAUAAAAAUUACCUACAUGGAUUCAAAAACAGAAUUUUUAAUAAAAACUAGAUAAAAAAGUAGAUGAAUAAAAAUAAUAAUAAAUUGAAGAAUUAUAACAAAUUAGAAAAUCAUUAGCUUAUUAACAUUUCAUUAUGGCAGAAUGUUAUAAUGAAUAAAUCAAUAAUGAAAGCAAUAAAGAAUUGCAAUAAGACAGCAUUAAAUUAAUCAUAAAUUAUUUGAAUCUAAAUAUUGUCACAGAAUCACAAAAUUUGUUAUAAGUAAUUUUGAAGAGUAAUAUAGGCUAGUCUUGACUUGUAUUCUAAAUUUUCAUAAAAAAAUUUACUUUGGAAAAUGCAAGAACAAUUAAAUUUGGAACAUAAUUAUUAUUUAUAAAUGUAGAUCGAUGCAUAAAAAUUAUUUAUAUCUAAUUAAGUUUAAGGUAAACCAAAUGAUAAAUAAAUAAACGAAGCAAAAUCUUAAUUGUAAAAAUGCAAAAAUUCAAAUGUAAAUCAUUGAUUAUUGAUAAAUUAGAUAGGCUGCGUAAAUCUUAUUAGAUUUGAUAAAUAAUUAAAAUUGGAAUAAAUGA
Molecule: messenger RNA, 1480 nt
Organism: Paramecium sonneborni
Lineage: Eukaryota; Ciliophora; Oligohymenophorea; Peniculida; Parameciidae
Source: the annotation of a GenBank genome assembly